AUGGGGAUGCUGUUUUCAACAAGCAAGAAAAGCAAAAAUAAAAGCAAAGCAGCAAAGCGGGGCACACUCACUUUCGAUACCACCGGCUGUGAUAAAGUCUGUCCCAUGAUUGCAGAAAAAAAAAAAACAGGUGUGUCGGAUUACGGGGGAAGAAUAGUAGUCGCUAGGAGGGUAUAUGCGGUCGAGCAGGAGAAUGGAAGCGUAGAGGGAGAAUUUUCGGUUGUUCGGUGGGGGGUGUGGGAGGCACGAGAGAGCGGAAGUUUUGGCAGGACACCUGGUGGGAUGAGGGUAGAGGAGGGAACAGAGAUCCAGAGAGCCGGCGAGCGCGGAGAGAGCAGACAGAGAAGAAAGCGCAGAGGGGGGGAAUGGAGGCGUGGAGGGGAAGACACAGGCGGAAGCAGUUUUAGACGCAGUGAAGAGUUUUUUCAGCGCCAGCCCUGCACGGAGCAGACUAGCAAGCAGCAGACAGCUCGGGGAAUAAACCGGGGGACGCGGAGCCGGGCCAGGGGGAGCAGAGCAGCAAUAGACGAGAGAUAUCUGUGGGGAGGUGGAGGUGGAGUAGCAGCAGCAGCAGCAGCAGCAGCAGGGAUGGUCCCUGGUCGCGUGUGGGCUGGGCUGGGCUGGGCUGGCAUCAGAGAUAGGACAGGUAUGUAUAUGGCGAAUAAUCAAACCCCUCCUCCAGCCAGCCAGCCAGCCGCACGUCCAUCCCAUGCCAUCUACCGCGUAUCCCUAUUGAGGUGCAUAAUCUACCCCCAGAACCUAGACUGCCACCCUCUCAUUGACGGUGGGAAUGACUUUAAACCCGGUUGCGGCGAAAAGUCAAAAUGA
Molecule: messenger RNA, 828 nt
Organism: Histoplasma capsulatum G186AR
Lineage: Eukaryota; Fungi; Ascomycota; Eurotiomycetes; Onygenales; Ajellomycetaceae
Exons: 5
Coding region: 1-828 (275 amino acids)
Source: RefSeq, a predicted model, not a curated record